GAUUCAACUGGCCAAAGAGAGAAUGUCUUUUCCAGGAAAAAUAAACUCACGUUUGGACAUCAUAUCAUAUUAAUGAAUAAAAGUUGUCAAGCAUUUAUAAUACCAAUAACAACUCAGUUUAUUUAUUUUUUUUUAGUUUGUCAAAUAUCAACUUUUCAUUUCAAAUUUCUCUGUUGUAAAGUUAUAACCUGUGCACGUGAGCUCUGUAACAAUGGCGAUAGCGGCAGUUGUGAUUGUCCCGAUUGGCCUCCUCUUCCUUCUAUCAGGCCUCAUUCUCAACCUCCUUCAGGCAAUUUCAUUGGUCCUUGUUCGUCCAUUUUCUAAAAAUGCUUACAGAAAGGUCAACAAAGAACUCACCGAACUUAUAUGGUUGGAGCUUAUUUGGCUUUUCGACUGGUGGGCUAAUAUUAAGGUCGAUCUAUUUGCAGAUCAAGAAACUUUUGAGAUGCUCGGUAAAGAACACGCACUCCUCAUUUGUAAUCAUAGAAGUGAUAUUGAUUGGCUCGUUGGCUGGGUCCUAGCUCAGCGUGCAGGUUGCCUCGGCAGUGCAGUAGCAUUAAUAAAGAAAGCUGUGAUAUACCUUCCCGUUAUAGGUUGGUCGAUGUGGUUUGCUGGUUUUAUAUUUCUUGAGAGAAAUUGGUCCAGAGAUGAAAGCACCAUGAAGUUGGGAUUCGAGUCACUGAAUGAUUUUCCCAUGCCUUUCUGGUUGGCCCUUUUUGUUGAAGGGACCCGUUUUACGCAAGAGAAGCUUGUAGCUGCCCAACAGUAUGCAGCCUCUGCUGGUUUGCCUAUUCCAAGGAACGUUUUGAUUCCUCGUACUAAGGGCUUUGUUGCAGCCGUGACUCAUUUGCGGACGUUUGUCCCAGUAAUUUAUAAUAUUACAGUUGCUGUCCCGAAAAAUGAACCUCGGCCGACUCUAUUGAGAAUCCUGAGGGGACGUUCUUCUACGGUACAUGUGCAUAUUGAGCGGCACCUCAUGCAAGAAUUACCAGAAACGAGCAGUGGGAUCGCUCAGUGGUGCAAAGAUAUGUUCGUCGCUAAGGAUGCUUUUUUGGAGCGACACCUUGACACGAACACGUUUGGGGAUGAUAUACGGCGCGACAUUGGCCGGCCAAAGAGAUCAUUACUGGUCGUGAUGUGCUGGUCGUGUUUGCUUCUUCUGGCGAUGGUCAAAUUCUUCGAAACAUAUCCCUUCUCGUGGGGAGAAGUUGCGUUCUGUGUGGUUUUCUUGGCGUUGGUUACUAUCCUAAUGCAGAUACUCAUCACGUUUUCGCAGUCCGAAUAUUCUAAUCCUCCAAAGCAAGAUCAAUUGAAGCAAGUUCUUCUUCACAGAUGAGCUUGUUGUACACAUCAUUGAUCUCAUGCCAUAAUGUAAUUGUUAGGAAUUGUUUCUGAGUUAAUUUGCACCUUGAUUUUGUUGUUUCUUUUUUAGUUAUUGUAUGUUCUAAUAUUCUCCCUUUUAACUUCAAUCCUCCUAGAUUCCGCUGUUUGGCUGCUUGGCUAUUCUAGCUGUUGUCUAGUUGUAAUUAUGUGGUUUUAAUUCUAAUAAAAUUUCUAUCUUUUCGGAAAAAAAAAAAAA
Molecule: messenger RNA, 1579 nt
Organism: Striga asiatica
Lineage: Eukaryota; Viridiplantae; Streptophyta; Magnoliopsida; Lamiales; Orobanchaceae
Source: the annotation of a GenBank genome assembly